Molecule: messenger RNA, 186 nt
Organism: Clunio marinus
Lineage: Eukaryota; Metazoa; Arthropoda; Insecta; Diptera; Chironomidae
Source: the annotation of a GenBank genome assembly
AUGAACGAAACUUUAUUGUUCGCUUGUUUACGUAUGGAAAUUUUGAUAUCACCACUAUGCACACAUACACACAUCAUCACACAUGUAGAUGAAAGCAAGAUGGGUACAGUGUCAGGUCACAUAAAAGGAAAUAAUCAAUGUUGCGUAGACAUGAACCUGCUGUUCAAACUUUUCAAGAAAAUGUGA